Molecule: messenger RNA, 1093 nt
Organism: Danio rerio (zebrafish)
Lineage: Eukaryota; Metazoa; Chordata; Actinopteri; Cypriniformes; Danionidae
Gene: dnajb13
Product: DnaJ heat shock protein family (Hsp40) member B13
Biological process (GO): protein folding; microtubule-based process
Cellular component (GO): motile cilium; sperm flagellum
Source: RefSeq, marked provisional
AACAAUAAUCUAACAGGUGGACGCUAUUCGUACUGAGUUUUUGUCUCUUGAAUCAUUUAAAGUGUAGGAUUAAAUAAACACGCGAUGGGCAGAGACUAUUACGCUAUUUUGGAAAUAAACCGCAACGCCAUUGAUGCAGACAUAAAGAAGGCGUACCGGCGGCUCGCACUGAAGCAUCACCCGCGCAGCAACAGCCACGCGCGCGCCGCCGAGCGCUUCAAUCUGCUGGCGGAGGCGUUUGACGUGCUGAGCGACCCACGUAAAAAGGCCACUUAUGAUAAGUUUGGGGAGGAGGGUUUGAAAGGAGGAAUCCCAUCUGAGCUGGGAGUGAACAGCGCCUGGUCAUCGGGAUACGUCUACCAUGGAAAUGCAGAUGAAACAUUUCGACAGUUUUUCGGAGGAGAUAAUCCUUUUGCAGAUUUCUUCACUGGUGAUGGCAAUGAGGUCAACACGGCUUUUGAGAGCUUGCGUGGACGGAAAGAAAAGCUUCAGGAUCCACCAAUAGAAAGAGAUCUUCAUCUCGCAUUGGAGGACCUUUAUUAUGGAUGCACUAAAAAGAUUAAGAUAUCCCGCAGGGUCAUGAAUGAAGACGGACACACAUCCAGCAUCAGGGACAAAAUUUUAACCUUCACUGUAAAAGCAGGAUGGAACGAAGGGACACGGAUCACGUUUCCUAAAGAGGGAGAUCAGGGGCCAAACAACAUCCCAGCAGAUAUUGUUUUUGUCAUACGGCAAAAGAAUCACCCACGCUUUGUCCGCCAAAAUGACGAUCUGUUCUAUACAGAGCAUAUCUCACUUGAGAAGGCUUUGACCGGUUUCUCAGUAGAAGUUGAGACACUAGAUGGCAGGCUUCUCAACAUCCCCAUUAAUGACAUUGUGCACCCUCAGUACACCAAGGUUGUGAGUGGAGAGGGAAUGCCGUUAUCCAACAGCCCAUCCAAGAGAGGAGACCUGAUCAUUCGCUUCAUUACACAUUUCCCAGAGAAACUCUCAGCUGAAAAGAAAAAACUCCUAAGAGGAGCGCUCUCAACGAAAGUCAUCCACUCUUCCUAAAGGGCAGUCAUUCAUGAAUUAAACACUUUCACUCAAGAAA